UCGAGGGGAGGGGGGUCGCGGGGCUCAGAGCAGAAGGAAGAAACUCGUUCGUGUUCUGUCUCCCCUUACCUUCACUUCGGAUUGCGUUCUCCCCGCUCCGCUCGCCAUGGCCUAUCCUGGAUACGGAGGUGGGUAUGGAGGUUACAGUGGUCAGAUGCCUGGAAUGCAGAUGCAAAUGGGACAGCCUAUGCCAGGAACAGUACCAAAUAUGCCUCAUGGUGGAUACUCUGGAUACUCAGCAUAUUCUGGUGGUUAUUCAGCGAGUGACCCUAUGUGGACUUACUUUACUGCUAUUGCUGGACAGGAUGGUGAAGUGGAUGCUGAAGAGCUUCAGAGAUGCUUAACACAGUCUGGGAUUAGUGGAACCUAUUCUCCAUUCAGCUUGGAAACCUGCAGAAUUAUGAUCUCUAUGUUGGAUAGGGAUUUCACAGGAAAAAUGGGAUUUAAUGAAUUCAAGGAACUUUGGGCAGUUCUUAAUGCCUGGAAGCAGAACUUUAUGAUGAUUGAUCAGGACCGAAGUGGGACUGUUGAGCUUCAUGAACUGAGUCAAGUCAUUGCAGCUAUGGGUUAUAGGUUAAGUCCUCAGACAUUAACUGCCAUUGUAAAGCGUUAUAGCAAGAAUGGUAGAAUCUUCUUUGAUGAUUAUGUUGCUUGCUGUGUGAAGCUCAGAGCAUUGACAGAUUUCUUUAGGAGAAGAGACAGCAUGCAGCAAGGUUUUGUGAACUUUGUAUAUGAUGAUUUUUUGCAGGGUACUAUGGCCAUAUGAGUGCCCAACUAAUAAAGAAUGUUGGGGGAGAGAGAAUCCUGUGAAUUCUUCUGCUCAGAAAGAAUUAUUACUGAAUCUGUUGUGAACUGAAGCUCAUUUGGACUUCUCUUUGUUCCUACCUGUUAUCUGUAUAACUGUUUUAAUCUUAGUGCACAGUUCAGAGCAAUAAAAAUUGUUUUGUUUACGAUGUCAUAAUUUGAAAAAACAUUAUUGCAUAUUUUUCGUCUGUGUAAUGUAAAAUAACAUGAUUAAUGAAAAGUAAAUACCAAGCAUGAGACUGAUCUUUUUACCUUUAUAGUCUUGGGUGAUUUUGGCUUUAGUUUGUAUUUAACCAGAAUGAAAAAUUGAAAAAUAUUUAGGUAAAAAGUCUAACACUUGAAAAUAAACUUUUUCCUUUAGUUUAUAAACAUUAUCUAUAAACAUUAGGGAAUUAAUGAAAAGGAGCUGGGUUUUUGUACCCAUGUUUGUUGAUCAUGUAAUUAGGAAACAAAAACCUAAUUGUACCCAAUGUGAAAAACAGAAGUAAUAGUCUGAUGAUCAAUUACCUGAGAAUUGUCACUGUAUUUAUUAUGUGAACCAAUAGAUCUAAGAUUUUCUUUGCUGUUCUUUGCUAACAUUUUUUUCAUCCAUUUCAUUUGUUUAUUUUAGUGACAAUCUACAAUUCACGGUUUUAUUUGACCUCCUCACUUUAAUUAGUAAAAGUAAAACUUGACAGCAUGACAUUAAGAGAAUGUGGCUUAUAUCCUAGUAUCUGUAAUGAAGGCACUUUAAAUAGAAAUGUCAACAUUUAUUACUCACUGUAAGUUUUACAUGGUGCCAAAAGAAUGGUUGAAUAUUUAAAAGAAAUUAUCUAGCCAGUUGUUUUGUUUAAAACCUUUUUAAAGAACAACUUUGAUUUAUUUAAUUGAAUUGUUUUGGCACUGAUCCAACAACAGAUGUUUUAACUGUUUCAUAACCUGUGCAAAUUAGUGUGCUAGGUACUAUAAGAACUUAGAACUUCACUUAGGACUCAUGUUGCAAUAACUGGAUAAUUGGCUCCUUUUGGCCUACCGUUAGUAGAUACAUUAACUGUGGGAGGUGUCUUAUUUUAUUUAGCCUAGUAUGGUGAUAAAAACAAAGGACAAGGAGUCAGGAGACCUGGAUCCCAUUUCCAUCUCUACCAUUAGCAAAUUUUAGUUUCAGUGAGAGCAGUUUCCUUAUUUGUAAACUGAAGGGGUUAAACUAUAAUACCUCUAUGGUCCCAUUUAUUUCUAAGCUUCUAGCUCUUUUUCUUCAUAGACAUUUCUAAUUUUACUUUAAACAUUUCAAGGAACUUGAAAAUAGAAAAAGACUAAGUUAUAUAUUACUUGAAAAGCUUCUGAAGGGUUAGUGGCACUGUACAACAUGAGAACAUAGUUAACAUGUGGUAUAUGAGCUAAGUGAUAUACUGAUUUUUUUUUCUAGUUUCCAAAAAGUAAUUUAACAUUUAAAGUUACAGUGGUUUAGGAGAAAUAACAAUUAUCCAUUUAAAGCAUGAGGGCAGAUGGCAGCAUAUUGAUAAAAACUUUCAUAGCACAAAUAGAAAUUUAAAUCAACAUUCACUUUUAUAAUUUCUGAAAAGCAAAGUAUAGCCAAUUUGACAUUGCUAAGCCUACAGUAACUGGUUGCCUUGAAAUUUCAGUAAGUAAAAUGUAUAUUUUUAAACUUGAACGUUUAAAGAGGACUUAUCUGGAAAUCAUGCACAGUCUUUAAAUUCUCUCUACUCCCAUAAAUACCUUUCCCCUCUUAAAUACUGCCUACUCCCAUCAACUGUUCAGUCUGCUUUCAUAUGACAACAGUUUGUCAGUGUGGGAGGAAGUUGACUGAGCCAUAGUAAAAUAUGUUUUUUUCAUUUAGACUUUAUAGAAAGAAUCAUAAGCUGUAGCUAACAGUAGAGGUAAGGACUAGAUCUAUUAUUACAUUGGUAUAGGGAAAUCCCAGGAGAUGAAACUCCCUCUACCUGUACAGAUUUGUAUCCUCUCAGCAACUGACAGUCUUAGAAAAUUGCCAAGGCACAGAAAGGUAAGGGACUUGACCAGAUAGUCUGUGUCAAAGGUAGGAAUUGAGCCCAUGUUCAUAGCUUUAAGGCCUACUUUUCACCCACUAAACCAGAAUUACCAGACUUGCAGCCUGCAAACUCUUCAGUGCUGCCUGGACCAGAUUAAAAUGUUUAAUAAAAUAAAUAAAAAUACUGUACAACAUAGAUAAUAUUAAUUUGUGGUUUUCUAAGUCAGUAUGCAUCCCACAGGAAUCAUUUCUGUUUGAGUUUGAUACCACUGCACUAUACUACGCUGUCUCUCUAUUAUAGCUGUUAUUUGCAACUAAUUUGCUCAGUUUAAACAACCUUUUUAUUGAGUAUGAUAAUUUUAUACUUCUCUUUUUUUUAAGAUGUGUACCUGUAGUCCCAGUGCCUUUUGCACAUGGUGGUCAAAGGUUGAGAUGAAAACGUAGAACUGCAUUAAAAUCACCAUUUAUAUUUCUGCCAAACACUUUGUUUUGUAGUUUUGAUGUGUUUAAUUCUUGUAAAUCGCUAGAUAAUUGUGUUGCUUUUUACAUUAAUUUAAAUAUUUUCAUAAAAUAUUAAACAUAAUUAUGAUUUUGCUCAUUAUUUUUAUAUUAAAAUGCAAUCAGCUUUUGAAGUUCUUAGUCUUUUUGUUAUAAUAAUUGCAGAAAUAUUUAUAAAAUACCCAAAUCCAGUGACUUUAAAAAAUUAAGUAGUUGUAUAUAGACCUUACUCUGUGCUCAUGACUGGAUUAUAAGUGUGGUUGGUUGGUUUAUUUUGUGAAGUCAGUUCUGUUCUAAGUUUUCUUGUUAGUGUUGUAAAUUAUUGAGUAAUUUACACUGUCAAUGUACAAGUGCUUUUAUUUGUACAGUAAACAAUGAUCCAAGUCAUCUUGAGAAUUUUUUUGUAGAAAUAAACAUCCAAAUAGCUUUCUGUAAAAUUUUGCAUUAUACAAAAAUCUGUUAACAUACAUAUGAGAUGCUACAGUUCAUAAAAACAGUGCAGUAGUUCACCUAGGUCUAAAAAACUGCCAGAUUACAAAUAUCAGGCAUUGCAAUUCUAUGUCAAGGUGGCAGCAUAGAUAUUUUCUGUUCCAGUGAUAAGGAAGUGUGGAGCCAUCUUAAUGGACAGCCUUAAUUUGGUCCAUCUUAAUGCCAAGUAAGUGGAUUGUGCUCUUUUAAACUUCAUAAGCAUGCAUUCAGCAAGCAGAGUAGCACAAAAUCAAGAAUGCAUUACUAAAUUAUGACUAUUUGCCACAUGUAUUUAUAUUUAGAAAAGGCAUUUUACCCAUGAAGUAAAUGUGUGGGAUUCAUUGUGAUUUCUAUUUUGUGCAUCGUUUUAAAAAAUACUGAAAUUCAUUCUUAGGAUUAUUUCUCUAGCUAAAAUAGAGAAAUCAAAUGAAAUGUAAUCUUGUAUGUUGUCAUCACUCAGAUUAAUUAAGCUUUAAUAAAUUAUCUAUGAGAAAUUAGA
Dromiciops gliroides (monito del monte) is the source of this 4256-nucleotide messenger RNA. RefSeq names its product grancalcin (gene GCA). The record is from RefSeq and is a predicted model, not a curated record. Gene Ontology annotation, molecular function: calcium ion binding. Lineage: Eukaryota; Metazoa; Chordata; Mammalia; Microbiotheria; Microbiotheriidae. The transcript has 8 exons. Bases 107 to 766 code for a protein of 219 amino acids.